Messenger RNA from Megachile rotundata (alfalfa leafcutting bee), 13676 nucleotides. It is a transcript of the gene ldd, whose product is annotated as lipid droplet defective. Gene Ontology annotation, cellular component: intracellular membrane-bounded organelle; membrane. Lineage: Eukaryota; Metazoa; Arthropoda; Insecta; Hymenoptera; Megachilidae. The record is from RefSeq and is a predicted model, not a curated record. Gene Ontology annotation, molecular function: ABC-type transporter activity; ATP binding; lipid carrier activity. Gene Ontology annotation, biological process: transmembrane transport; lipid transport.
GUGGUGGCAACAGUCGGCCUCCGACCGUCGUCCAAGUGUGCAUAAACGUGAACCCGGUGUGUUUCUUGUCUACGAAGCGAAAAAGCAAGAACAAGCAAGGUCUGGAAGCGAGGGAACAGGCCGGGACGAGUUCCCUUUCGGCUCGUUUUUUCUCUUUUCGCUCGGACGUGUCCGAAGGAAGUGUUCGUAUUUGAUUUUGCAAUUAUUCGAAAUCGGAGGGAGCUGUUUCGAGACCGUGUGUAUUUCACCGUGAUGAGCAUCGAGGGUGUCGCGAAUCUCCUCGUCGCGACUAACUGUUCUCCUUGAUGCUUGGUCAUUCUUAAGCAAUCACCGGAUUAGUGUUAGGUGCAGCGUUUCCUUGCGUUCUUUUUAAAUUCGUUUUUUCGCGGUCUGGCAACCGCGGUUGCACGAGUUCGCGACCCAUCGGAUCGAUGAGGUUCGAGUGAUAUUACAGCCGGUGUUGGGCUUUGUGCGCCGAUCUAAGCGAAAGCUGAUCCAUCGAUCCGGUCUGUUUGAAGGAAUUCACUGAAAUAGCAGGCGCCGCAAUCAAGAUGAGGAUCGACCAGAUCGGUCUUCUGCUAUGGAAGAACUACAUCGUCCGAAAACGCCAGCCGGGAAUAUUGGCGCUGGUAUUCGUAUGGCCAGUGGUCGUGUUCAUGAUCCUGUACACGAUUCGGGACAACGUGGACCCGAAGUACUAUCCAACUUGCCAAUUUCCAGCGAGAUCGAUGCCGCAGAAUGGACUGCUGCCUUUCGUUCAAAGUUUCAUUUGCAGCCUCGGCAACCCCUGCGAUCCCCUCGCGGAAUACGAAGAAGUUCCUUCUUACAGAAACGCCACUCUAGGUUCGCUGGUGGUGGAGUUACAACCAAUGCUCGAUAACGAGACGGUUCUCUCCGCCGUGAGUACGUUACCGAAUAGUAUUCAACUCCUAAAAUCAAUGGCGCAAAUACUAACCAGACCGGAAAUCAAGGCGUUGUUCGAUCGUGGCAUUCGAUUGGGCGAUCUGUUCAACAACCACGAGGAAAUCAAGAACCUCCUCAGGCUCCAGAUGCCGUACGCGCGUGAAGGACUGAUCGACGAAUUGUUCGAAUCGUCCAUAAAAUUAUUAUAUCUAAUCGAGGCAUUCGGUUCCUCCAACAUCGACGGGGUGAUAUGUUCUCCAGAAAAUCUAAAGAAGUACCUGAUUUUACCGAAAGAGGAGGACUACGCGGAAAUCUCGAAGAUCCUCUGCGACAUCGAUUCGGAAAUGAUUCCCAAAAUGCUCGAAAGUUUGUCCAAACAUCUUGACUUUUCCGGUCUCAUGGAAAUGGUGGACCGUGCAAUGGCGAAGUUUCGCGACUACGAUUUCUUCGAGGACUUGAAACGGGCCGUCGAAACGAUUCUAGAUCUGAAGGUCGUAAUGAAGUACGUCCCGGAGUACUUGAGGAUACGUCGAUGGCUGCCGAAGAUGAUAAUGGUCUUCAAGAACGUCACCUUCAAGGACAUCGAUCUUACCUUCGUGAACAAAUCGUUGACGAUUUUGGAUCCCGUGUUCUCGGCGGAGCACGAUUGGCCGAUAGCUCGACGAGUUUUCCUCAGGCUGCAGAAGCUGUUGGAGCUGGCGAAAGAGAUGAAGGACGAUCGAAACGGUAAUCAAACGGACGAUUUUUUUACGAUAAUAGAACGAUUGAAGGGUUCCAUGCGAGCCGUGUCGCUGAAUAUUGGAAACAACGAAAAUUUCACUAAGAUCAUGGAUCUGAGCAUAGCGAUUCUACACGAUGGAGCGAAGCUGACCAACAAGAUCAUAGAACGUCACGUGGAUGAGAUUGAAUUAUCAGUCGAGAUUUUAGACGGGCUGAAAGAUUUCUUGUCGGAUCACGUUCUAGCGACGUUGAGUUACAUUUUAUCCUUCACGCAGGCGAUCGUUAAGAUGAUACAUCAUGCAGCCAUCAUUCACGAGGAUGUUCCUUAUAGGAUAUACAAUAUCUCUUUAAACCACAAGGAUACCGUGGAGAAGCUGUUGACCAACGUCGAUCCGAACGUCUACCGAACUUUCAUGCGAUCGUUCUCUAACUUAAAUUUUGUGGAGAAAUUCGUGGGCAAAGUGCGGCAGAGCAAGGUGGAAGAUUUUUUCUGCCAGGAGGAGAUUCUAAACGAAGUCUUCGAGAAUUUUAAGGACGCCAAAGACGAGUCGAGUUAUAUCAAGGAACUACUGUGCAGCGAUCCUGGGAAGAAGUUGAUCGCCGACGUAUACGGCGCUUUCGAGUUGAAGGAGUUCGAAAAUAUCAUGACCGACUCUUUAUCCGCCGUCGUCAGCAUGGUGCUCAAGCAGGUAAUCGGUAUCGAAAAAUCGAACCUGACGUCGGUCGUGAAAAGCGUAAAAGGAUUAGUGUCGUAUUUGGAAUCACCGACGCCAUCGGAACCUGACUGGUCUGUUUUUAAAUCGAACGAAGCGUGGACAGCUGCCUUCAAAGAAACUGAAGCUCAAGGAAGACUGAACGUCUUGGGGAUACACUUGAGCAUCGCGAAAAUGAUCGGCUCUCGUAGCUUAACUUAUGCGACCAUCCGACCCGAUUUAGAGAACAUGGACAUACUCGCAGAGAUUAUUUUGCAAGACUUGAGGGAGAAUCCGACGAGUUGGAUCGGAGAAGUCAGACGUCGUAAAGCGCAGCUGAUCGAGUCGUUCUACUUGACUGUAACCGAUAAGGAUAAGGCUUUGAAGAUUUUAGAAUACGACAAUUUCACUCGCACUUACUGCACGGAUCCCAAUCCUCCUGCCUUAUUAAAUUUUCCAAAAGGAUCAAACGAAACGGUGCUGAAAUCACUCGUCUGCCGUUUAUCGAAGUCCGUGCAAACUGACCUGGAAUUGAAUAUCACGGAGAUCGAGCUGAGAGAGGACGCUCGUUACUGGAAAAAAGGAUCUUUCAACUUCACCGAUUUCAACGCUAAAACGAUCGAGAUUUAUCGGUACAUCGAUACUCUGAUUCAUCAAAAAGAUACCGAUUACGAUUUUACUAAUUUAGAGAAAUUGAAAGAGGACUUUCGCACGUCGUGGAGCAUCGAUCUGUCGAUAAAAGAUGUUUUCGAGCUGAGCGUAGGUUUGAUCUGCAAGUUCUUCAGCGUGAUGGAGAGUCCUCUCUUCCGGACGAAAAGUGGAUGGACGGAGAUGCACGCGAUGGGUUGGGCGUCAUCGGUAAUCUUCGACAACGUCGAGAGGAUCGUCGAUCAAAUUCAAAGGAACGAUCACGUGGCCAAGCUCUCCGAGGUGCUGGAGGACAUGCCUCAAACGGAAAUUCUGUUGAGUGCCAUUCUACGAAAUUUGUCCCCGCUGAUUCUCGACGUGGUCGACAUUAUCACCAUGAAACCGAUCCACCUUAUAUCCGUUCUCGACGAUUACAAAUUCCGCGAAGAACAAUGGCCGUGCAUACAAAACGAGAGCGUAGGGGCCGCCAUGGAGCUGCGAAACGGCACUCGCGAAAUUGUGCGAGAGAUCGAGAGGAUAUCGUGCAAUCCGGCUUUGUUCACUCAAGAAUGGAGGGACCAACCGGUGUUAACAAGGGCGCGAAAGAUCUUUCAACGCGACAGCGCGGUGCAACUGCCUCCUUUUAAUUGGACCCUGGGCUACGGCAAGUUCCGCCGACUGGCUAAGAAGAUGGACGAUCUGAUCAAUAACGCGAAGCAGGUUGCCCUAGCCGAACAACCGAACCUGUGGGAACAUUUGGAAUCGCUCGUACCGGAAGUCAAGAGCAUACUGAACGAAAGAUGGCCGGACGUGAAGAGCGAUGCCAGGAGCACGCUAGACUAUAUAGAUAUGGAGCUCGACAAGACCGUGUCAGCUUUCCAAAGCAACCUCUCCGCAUCUGGUGUUUGGAAGCCAACGAUUGCCAUCCAGGAUCGCGUUCUUGUGCUACUGAAAUUUCUCUCUCACGUUGUUCACAAGACCACGAAAACCAUGUCUGAAAUUCUACGCGACACGACUGAAUCGAUUCCAUCGCAAACAUCCAUGACGCUACAUUUCUUACCGCUCAUGGGGUUCAAUAAGAGAACGGCUAUAGCGAUUUACUACAACCAGUUGCCUCAUAUCUUGGCCACGUUGAUAAACGGAUUAUCGGACUCGCAAUUCGACAAUCAGGUGGUGCAGUCGUUUAUGAACAACGGCGGUGUCACUUGUUCGCAGAUAUUCGAAUGGCUGUCAAAUUUCGUCGUCGGUGUCGAUUCGGAUGACUAUAGAAUAUUAAAAAAUUUCACUUGCGACCUUGAUCCUGAUAAUUUCAACUCUUACACCGACUUGUACAUGGCUGAAUCCACUGUCUGGAAGAAGCCCACCAGCAAAUACCGAGCUCACACGAUGAACGCCAUAGGAGACGUGUACGAAUUCGGGCACGAAACGUGGAAUGUAGUGAAAGACUCGAAAGACAAGAACAUCAAAGUCGAAGUACCAUUUUCAACGUCUUACUUAAUGUCCACCAUUAAAAAAUUGAAGGAGACCUUAGAGGACUAUGAUACAAAAACCAAGGUAAUAAAAGAUAAUUACGAAUGGAUGAAGCAUAGACUCUUCGUGGAAGGAAUUUCGGAAGCUUUGAUCCACAUAGCUAACGCGAUGAAGAGUAUGAAGGUACAAAAUGGUCGCGUGAACAUCUGGGACUUCGUCGAAAACAGCGACGUGAGGCAGUUGCUGAAGAUCCUCGACGAACAUCCCGAGGAGACGAUAGCUUUGGUAGCCAGCCUCAGUGACGCUAAUCUGAAUACUGGUGGCUUCAUGUCGUACGAAAACGUGAGGAAUCUCGUGUGCCACUACCGUUUUCGUUCGAGUUACUGGUCCACUCCGAACAGGACACGAUUCCUGCAGGAGGUGUGCUCGUUCGACCCCUACCAAUUGCUGAAGACGGUCACCAGCGAGGAAUAUUACCUCCUCGUGACCGGACACAGAAGUACCCUGGCGAGAGUAACACCUCUAGGCCCAUCUCUGACCAAACUGUUGGACGAGGUCAUAAAGCUACACGAAAGGGAGCCAAAUUUGAUCGUGCAGUCCAAAAUCUUCGGUUCAACGACCUGGAGGAAGCUCUCGAACGAGACGUUGUCUGUCAUUCGCAAAACCGGUGAAAGCUGGGCGCACAAAUACGUUGUUGAGUCGAGAAACAGGGCGCAUUCGAAAACGGUCGAGUCGAUGGGUUCGGCUCAUCCUUUGGUGAAGGUGUUAAACAUGUAUCAGCUUCUUGACGCUACGGUCGAGCUGUUGACCGGCGGGGAUAUUUGGCAAAAGCUACGAGUCAUCUACGAGAACUCGAGGGUGAAACCAAUCUUGACUCUGAUAGAGGACAUACCGAAUCUCGUCGUGAGCUGUGUUGACACUUUCGUGAAGUCGGAGAGAUUGAACGAUUUCGUGGAGAAGCUUACGUUUGGCAAGCUACACCCUUGCGACAUCGACAAAUAUUUGAUCGUACCCAGUUUCGUGAGGAAGAAAGUUCUCUUGUCGAGCGUCACCAACUUCUGCCAGAAGAUCGUUUACGCUGAUAGACAGCUGACUUUGAUCGAUGUAUUGCCCCUUGACGCCAAGCACGAGGAGAGUCUGGUGACUGGAUCCGGGGAAUUCAACGAAACUUACUUGAUGGAAAAAUGGGACCAUGCACAGUCGACGAUCAUUCGAAUCGCGUCUGAAGGAGUCAAAGACUUGAAGGCACCCUUGUGGUGGACGUCCUUCAAGGAGGGCACCUUCGAAGACUUUUUGUCUCAUUACAAGAAACAGGACUCGAGAGCAUUGGCUCAUCUGGUGGUCAAAAAGGUCUUCACGAGCUUGAGGAACAUCAUGAAUUCUUACGAGAGCACCGAAGAGUGUUCAUGGUGCGUCACGUUCCCUCUCGAAAUUCUAAACUCCCAGCUAGUGAACCAUCAACUGUACUCGAAGCUGCUGUGUCAGCUGAAUCGAUUGAAGGUGUCGGAGAUUCAUGACAUUUUGAUGCGCGAUUUCUACUGGAACAAAACCGCCAGCAUGGUGAAGAACUACAGGUACCUAAACGUGAAACGAAGCAGAGGCGAGUUUUUGAAUACUUUAGAGAGUACUAUGAACUACGUGGUCGACAUCAUAGUGAAUUUCCAAAACGAAACCUAUAGGGAUAGGAUAAAUCAGUGCUAUCAUAAUUUUGUUGGGCAACCAGCAGCCAGUAGGCCAGGAUUGUACGUGUCCAUGGCUCUGGGGAUUCUGGACUCCCUGCAGAAGAACGUGUUCAUCCUGGACACGGCUAGAAACCACAGGAACAUCGAUGCAUUGUCAAAACUGGCAGAAAUGUACGUUCCAAUUUGGAAGUCCGUUCGUGAUGUGGUGAAGUCGUCAGACGUCGACGACAUCGACGCGUUUCUACCUGGCGCAAUGAUCAACGUGAAUGCGGUCUUGAACUCUCGAAACGACACUCUCUGUCGAACGAAGAUCGAGUGUCGCAACUCGACGAUACUGUAUAAUUAUCUGAGCUCGAAAAGAGCUGGCAAGGCGUUCCGUUACGACCCGAAAGCCUCGAGUUAUCAUUCCAUCAUGGAGAUCUCUGAUCGAUUGUCGCGGAGCUUGGAUCUGGAUCGCAUCGAUCGCGAUCGUAGGCAAUGGCGUAUGGAAGCCACGUGGAAUUUAACGUGGCUGAGGGAGAUCCUUGGCCACUUGUCCAUCGUUAUCGAGGAGAGCGGCAAUCUCCUUGAUGUUGCCAGUAAAAUAGACUUUCAGGACGUUUCCAACGUUCUCGGUGUCCCCGAUGUCGUCGACGGUGUCGUUAAUAUAUUGAAGGAUAAAACCGUGGACAAACUUUUCGACGGGAUGAAAGAGAUAGUCGAAGAUGUGAAACCGUUCAUCUCCGAUCAGAGCGUGCUGGACGACAUUCACAGCAUAAUCGUGGCGCUGGAAUCGAUGGAUAUCUUUAAGAAUUUGGGUCUCCUCGAUAUGAAAUACGUUAUCAGAGACAUGUUCGACAACUGGGACGUGGUAAGAUCGUACUUGGUCGACAAGAUGGGAAUUUCCAAUGAUGUCGCGUUGAUGCUGAGCCAGGCGAAGAUAGACAUGAUUUCCGUUUUCAUGAAAGAGAGAAGGGCGCUCAGUUUAAAGGAGAUCAUUUGCUCGCCCAAGAAACUCGACGACAUGUUGAAUUUUAACGGCAGCAUCACCGCCGAGGAAGUUAGCUCCGCGAUUUGUCAGUUCGAGGACUCGCAGACGCAGAACGUGACGAUAACCCUGAUAAAAAAUUUAAAUUUUAAUUACAUCUUUAGCACGUUGAAAAGUGCCAACGUGAAAAGUAUACUAGCCAAUGCAAACUUAACGGAAACGGAAGGAAAGAUGGUGCUGAAUAAUCUCGGAGUGGCUGCGGAGCUAUUGCCAUUCUUCAGGGACAAACUUUCCUCUAAAAUGCCGCUGGCAGAAGCUUCGAAUUCGAACGUCGAGGAAACAACAGAUCAAACAGUCUCCGCCUCGAAGUUUCUUCAAGAUUCUAGCCAAAUGCUUUGUGGACAGCCGAUGGUUUCCGACAACGGGGAUUUGUACAAAAUUAUUUCGAAGAUCGAAGACAACAGCAAGGAGUUCGACCAGGAAGAACUAGAUUCUUUGCCCACCGAUUUCUGCAGGAACACUUACAAGGGGAUGGUCGCUAUGGGUGGCGGUAAAAUCAUAUGGUCCUACGUUAAACCCCUGCUACGAGGUUACAUCCUUUAUGCCCCUAAUACCACCAUAGUGAACGAAGUGAUGGCAUUGGCUAAUAGAACGUUCGUAGAAAUGGAACAUUUCGGGAUAUUGAUGGAUAGUUUCGAGAAAACUUUGACCUCGUUGGCGAACCUCUCCGAAAUGAGCGAUAGUCUCAGGGAGCUGCAGGACAUAAUGUCCUCCGAUGUUAUAAAAAUAGCGAUCAAAUCCUUCGGCGGUGGCAAUUUCGAAGGCGGAGAUUUCACGGAUAUGAAUCUUAGCGAGAUCUCGUGGCGACUUAAGAGGUCGAAACGUCUGAUCACGAUGGUCGGUAUGUUGAAUGAUUUAUUGGAGUGCGUGCUCGUGGAUCGAAUAAAGGGAUUCCGGACCGAGAAGGAAAUGGAGGCGGAGGCAAGAGUUCUGAUGGGGACACGACAAUUUCUAGCCGGUGUUGUUUUUUUGGAUAAAAGCUCGAGGUCGGAGAGAUCCUUGGAUCAUCAAUUACCCGAGAAUGUUGUGUACAAGAUCCGAAUGGACGUCGAUUAUGUCCAGUCGACCAAGAGACUAAAGAACCAAUUUUGGACUCCUGGUCCGGAGAGCAGUUUUAUAGAGCACCUCAGAUAUCUCCGAGGAUUCAUACAACUGCAGGACUCCAUCGACAGAGCGAUCAUUAAAACGAAGAGUCAAAGAGAUCAAAAUUGGCAAACCAUGACUCAACAGAUGCCGUAUCCUUGCUGGAAGGAUGUACCCUUUCAAACCACGUUGUACGAGUCCCAGGGUAUUCAGGUCUGCUUCUUCUUUGCGCUGAUGAUGUGCGUCGGUGCUGCUGUUAGACACAUUGUCUGGGAAAGGGAAUCUCACAAUGCUAUGGUGAUGAGCGUGAUGGGGAUGAAACCUUGGAGGAACACCAUGGCCUGGUUCAUAACAACGUUCGCAGAACUGUUAAUUGUGAUGUUCUCCAUCAGCCUGGUGCUCCUGGCUGGGAAAAUCCUACCGAAGUCUGACCCUUCGUUGAUCUUGAUCAUGAUGAUCGAUUACUCGUUCUCGAUCGUUACCUUCUGUUACAUGAUCUCGACCAUAUGCAGCUCAGCAAGUUUGGCUGCCAUCAUCACUGUAGUAAUGUUCCUGUUAACAUUCAUGCCGUACGUCAUCGUCAUUGCUAUGGAAGCUGUACUAGGUCUCGGUUAUAAGCUUCUGAUAUGUCUCAGUAUGUCGACCAGUUUCUGUUACGGCUGCUUGUACGCAGCCAGAAAGGAAGUUCAGGGCACAGGAUUAACUUGGGGCGAAAUGUGGCAGGAAUCUAGCCCCGGUGAUUCGAUGUCUUUGGGUCUGGUGCUUCUAAUGAUUGCCUUCGAUGGCUGCCUUUACGCCUUAAUCGGUUAUCUGGUUGCCAAGUACACGAACUCAGGCAGGGGCUUUCACGAUUUGAGGUCCCGUAGCUUAUGGUGGGCCGACACACAUUCUCUAUAUGGCAGGCCGAGCUACCUCGCCUUCGUCAACAACCUCUAUUUCACUAACGACGUUCUCCACCCUUCAGCCACUUACCAAGACGAAGACAGCGAUGUCAGCAGUUUGACAGUCAGCGAGAAGCAAACGGGGGUGAGAUUCGAGAGUGUCAGGAAGGUUUACAAUACGGAUCAGGGCGAGGUUGUAGCCGUGGAUGAUUUCACGCUGAAACUUUGCGAGGGCGAAGUCACCAGUCUUCUAGGAAGAAACGGCGCUGGGAAAACAACAAUCAUUGUGUACUUUCGUUUCAGCAAGAUGCUGACGGGGAUGCUGGCUCCGACCACCGGUGAGAUUUGUUUGAACGGUGAAGAGGGCUGCAAACCCGACAUAGGGGUUUGCCCUCAGGAUAACGUGCUCAUCGGCGCUUUGACGCCCAAGGAACAUCUCAUCUUUUACGCGAAACUGAAACGGCCCAGGGAAACUGUUACCAUGCAGCGGAACGUCGAUGAAAUGUUAACGUCGCUGGAGCUGGGCAAACAGGAACACGAGCCAGUGUAUCGUUUGUCAGGCGGUACAAAGAGAAGGCUCUGCGUGGCUCUGGCGUUUCUAGGGUCUCCAAAGCUGGUGAUCCUUGACGAACCCGGCGCAGGUGUAGAUCCGGCUGCGAGACGAAGGAUCUGGCGUUUAAUCGAUCAGCACAGAAUCGGCAGGACUGUCAUUCUGUCGACUCAUCAUUUGGACGAGGCUGACAUGUUGAGCGAUACCGUUGUGGUGAUGCACAAAGGGAAAAUACUGUGCACGGGAUCACCUUUGUCUUUGAAGAUGAUGCAUGGUCGUGGUUACCGACUCUUGGUGUCGUUUCCCAGUGAUCGCGAGGAUAACACGGAUUCUAUCGAGAGGAAGAAAUUGGAGACCUUGAAGAGCGUGGUCGAAGAGGUGGUGCCCAAUGCGGUCACUAACGAGAUAUCGGGCACUGAGGCUGUUGUCACGUUGCCUUUCCAAGGGAAGAAUGGAAUUAAUAACAACAUUGCGCAAGCUGCCAAAGUAUUGGAGGACAGCCGCAAAAUAUUGGGCUACUCCCACUUCUCCCUGGAAUGCGACACCCUGGAGCGGGUCUUCCUGGACCUCUGUUCGCGAGCAGAGAACGGAUCGGUUAUCAGAGUCAGCCAGGACAGCGUGACAACAGUGGAUCACGUCGGUCUAACGAUGCCCAAAGAAGGCGUAGACCUGAUCGACGUUGAACCCAUUUUACAUCCUUCCCCUAUUAGACAGGUGAAAGCCUUGCUGAAGAAAAGAUUGUGGCAUUUCAGAAAAGAUUGGCUGACACUUUUAGCCGGUCUUUUCUUGCCAACAAUGUUCGUCGCGGUUGCAAUGGGAUUUUCUUUGAUCAGACCGCCAUCCGAGGAUGAGCCUGCGCUUGUUCUCUCUCCGAAAUUAUACGACACGCAUCCAACUUACUUCUACAGCAUCGACGGUAGCGAGGAUUCGUUUCUGCAGCACGUGUCUCUUCAGCUUCACGAUCGGUUUGGGGAUGAUUACGCCGGAGCGUGGCAGACGUUGCCUAAUGACACAGGAACGUGCCAGUGUUUGGACGGUCAACAAGUCUGCCACGGUGUGUCGCAAGCGGUCGAGGGUCUGUUACAGGUUUUACCUGGUAGACCCACACUUGACUGGAUAGUGUCCACUCAUCAGGAGUAUAUAGAGAAAAGAUACGGAGGAUGGUCACUGUCUCAUGCGAAUAACGAACCAUUAUUCGUUGUCUGGUUCAAUAAUAAGGGUCAUCAUGCGUUACCUUCUUAUUUGAACGCCCUAAACGAGGCAAUCCUGAGGGCAUCUGGAGUUCAGGGUCACUUAACGACCCUCAAUCAUCCCUUGAGACUAUCCAGCGAUCAACUGAACCGUACAACCCUGUUGCAACACGUGGCGGACGUCGGUGUGGCUUUGGUCCUUUUGAUCGCGUUCAAUUUGGUAGCUGCUCAGGGCUCCAAGGAAUUGGUACGUGAGAGAUUGUCGGAGGAAAAGAGGAUCCUUUUCCUGGCAGGAGUCCAUCCUGUCACCUACUGGACCACCGUCUUAAUCUGGGAUUUCUUUAUAUUUGGCUGCUCCAUUGUUUUGGCUGUGAUCGUCUUCGAGAUGUUCGGUCUCCCCGCGUAUGUCGCGAGGGACAAUUUACCUGGGAUCUGCCUUCUGUUGCUGCUCUUUGCGUGGGCAGCAUUACCCUUCUCUCACCUGACAGAGAAGAUAUUCGACGACUCCAGCAUGUCGAACAUGGUGCUGUUCUGUGUGAACACCUUCAUAGGCGUAGCAUCGCUAGCCACCAUCUUGGUGCUCGACAUUCUUGGCAGAACAAAGACGGCGGAGGACGCGAGGAAUAUUUUGCACAACAUUUUGCUCAUAUUUCCGCAGUACGCCUUAGGCGACGCUCUGGUCCAGAUCUCCAGAAACGACAUCACCGCUCAGUUGCUGGAACAGUUCCACAUGGACACGUAUCAGUCACCGCUAGGCUGGGAACUUCUAGGUCCACAUUUCGUGUACCUGGCAAUAGUCGGCACCGUUCUCUUCUUCUUGAAUCUGUUGAUCGAAUGUCGGCAGCUCCCCACGUGGAACAGGCAGAAGCAUCCUUACGAAGCUGUUCAAGAGGACGACGAUGUAUCCAAAGAGAGAAUGAGAGUGGAAAGUGGAAUGUCCGACGAUAUCUUGCAAACGGUGAAAUUACGGAAGGAAUAUAGGAGCGUCUACGGGACGAACGUAGCCGUACAAAAUUUAAGCAUCGGCGUGCAAGCCGGAAAGUGUUUCGGGCUUUUGGGAACGAACGGCGCCGGAAAGAGCACCACCUUCCGGAUGUUGACUACGGAGAUCAUACCAACGGCCGGCAGGAUCAUACUGAGGGGUAAAGAGAUCGAUUCCGGGCCACUUUGCAACGGAGAAGUAGGUUAUUGCCCUCAGAGCGACGCUCUGGAUGGUUUCCUCAGUCCGCAUCAAUGUCUCACGAUUCACGGAGAAGUUUGCGGCUUGAAUAACGUUCCCAAGGCAGUCGAGUCGACCCUGAAGAGACUGGAUCUUCUGAAAUACGCUCACAAAAGGGUGAGCAGUCUCAGCGGAGGUAAUAAAAGGAAACUAUGCACCGCCUUGAGCGUAAUGGCGCCGGUGCCCGUGAUUCUAAUGGACGAACCAACGAGCGGUAUGGAUCCUGCCACGAAGGAAUUGGUCGCCAAAACGAUAACGCGAAUGACGAAGAAUCAGAGUUGCGUAAUCCUGACCUCGCACAGCGUCACAGAGUGCGAGAACUUGUGCAACAGGGUCGGUAUUCUUGCCAAAGCUGGUCUCAGGUGUAUAGGAACGCCGCAGCAUCUAAAACACAAGUUUGGAGAGGGCUACGUGGCGUUUUUGCGAUUCAGGCAACCAGUUUCGUCGGCGGACCUGAGGAAGAUCCUGGUGAAAUAUUUUCCUCAGGCUACGGUCUCGUCCAGACAAGCGAACGCUGCUCGCCUGUUGAUACCACGGGCCCAAGACAUGGCAGUGAGCACUAGCUUUAAUAAACUAAAGCUUCUGGCCGAGGAACUGAAAGCCACGGAUUACACGCUGACUCAAAGUUCGUUGGAUCAGGUACUGGUUAAUUUCUCGGUGGAGAUGGAUACCGAGUUCGACGGGUCGAUUUACACGCAGGGUAGCAGUAACAACGUCUCGAACGUUUACUCCAGCAGGGACACCAUUCACAUGGAAACGUUCUAAACGACUUCAGAAGUGAGUCGAAGCUAUCAAGUAUCGAUCGUUACAUAUCUUGAACUUUACGCAGUUUACAGAUCCGUCAAUCGCUGGCACAUAGAUCCUGGUGACUUCUGUGAUAUUCUUAAAGAUAGGGUUUGCCUAUCAGAUAAAAAAGCCUGUCACAUUUUUACAAUUUGCAACCUAUUGCCGCAAUUCUUUUUAUACGUAUUUGAUUGUACCGUUUUCAUCGGAUUUGUUUUAUUAAUACGAAGCGUGACUCGUUAGUAUUAUUUCCUGUAAAAUUCUUAAUUAAGCAUCGCGAAUCGAUAGUAGCUUUAAUUCUAGAACGCGAUCGUCCGUUUUUCCCGUUUAAAUACACGGGCGUCGCUGAUAAGAGUUUAUAUAUAUAUAACCGUGAUAAUGUUGGUUACAUAAAAGUGAAGAAAUCGGGUCAACUAUUCAAAAAUUUCCACGCUGCCUGAUAAAUACACGUUAUUACAUCAUAUUUAUAAAUUCUUUUCUGUCAUUCCGUCAACGUUUAUGCGUCGAUUAAUUGUAGAUAUCCGUCACGUCAUAUUACCUUCGGUUAUCAUUAAUUCUAAGAUUUCAACGCGUUGAUUGUCACGGUGGUAUCGAUUAUCAGAGAUAACUUUCGAGUGCUUUUUAGUUGUUGACGUACCAUUACGGUUAUCGCUAAAAAAUUCAUCAUUUUCCUUCGAACUAAUGCAUGCACUUAAAACCGAAGCAUAAGUCCUAGAAUUAGUAUUACCUCAACAAUUCCACUAAAAUUGUAUAACUAAAGGAUCGUGGUAAUCAACGUGUUAGAAAGAACAUCGUUCAAUAAUGUAUUAGUUCCUCGUUAAAAAGAAAAUAUACUAUCAAACAAAAUCA